GGAGCUAUUUUUAAAAUACAAUAGUAAACAAUUAUUAUUACGUGUCCCAUCAUUGCGUAAAAUUAAUAAAUUAGUUUUUCUUAUAUUUCUUUAAAUACGAGAUAAUACACAAAUUACUACUCCAUAGAGCUGAGCACAUCUGUUAUGAUGCGAUUUUUAAUUGCUCAGGGCAUACAUACAUACUGGCUAUAUUAAAGUCUUCGAAUCUAAUGAAAAUGAGCCUGAUCCGACAAUUAACGUUAAGUUGGAAGAUCCGUAUUCUACUCUUCAUUUGGGUCUCAUCAACGCUGUUUUUCAUUUUGAGAUUUGCCAGCCCGUCUUCUAGUCAGGAAGAUGUAGCUCUCAGUACCAGAAUUCAACAAGCUGUAGAUUACAUUGCAAAGCAGGAACAAAUUAACGGGGAGCUAAGGAAUUUAGUGGAUGAUUAUAUUAGCGAUUCGUCGUUUUCCAAAGAGAAAAAAAGAAAAUUUGUAGAAAACGUUAAUCAUAAGCUAGAUAUUACGCAAACCUUUAAAAAUAAUGAAGGAGAACCCAAUAGCGAAUAUGAACAUUUGAGGAGACGAGUAAAAUCGAAUAUACAAGAAUUUUGGAGAUAUGUCGAAGCAGAGAGCAAACAUUUUAGCCAAGGAAGCCAGUCCGAAGGAGCAAUUAAGGACUUCCUAGAGCAAGCAAAUGAGCACAAAAUGUCGCUGAUGAAUGACAUGGACAGAUUGCGACAAGUUGAUGGAUUCGAGACGUGGCGCGAGCAAGAAGCCAAGUCUCUAAGUGAUCUCGUACAAAAACGCCUUAAACACCUUCAAAAUCCACCAGAUUGCCAAUCAGCUAGAAAAUUGGUUUGUCGAUUGAACAAAGGAUGCGGCUAUGGAUGCCAAUUACAUCACGUUGUUUACUGUUUUAUAAUGGCCUAUGCCACGGAAAGAACACUUAUUCUCAAGUCUAAGGGUUGGAGAUACCACAAAGCGGGAUGGGACGAAGUUUUUGAAAACUUAUCAGAUACAUGCAUUGAUGCAGUAGGAGAAAAUCAUAGCAAUUGGCCCGGGACAUACGAUACUCAAGUCAUCACACUGCCCAUAAUUGAUAGUCUGAAUCCUCGACCAAAGUAUUUGCCUUUGGCAGUUCCAGAAGAUUUAGCACCGAGACUCAAAAGAAUUCAUGGAGAUCCCUUCGUCUGGUGGGUGGGUCAAUUUUUGAAAUAUUUACUUAGGCCAACACCAAAAACAAAAGAGUUCCUCGACAACAGUAUAGCCAAAUUAAAUUUUCAAAAGCCUAUUGUGGGAGUUCACGUUCGAAGAACCGAUAAAGUGGGAACAGAGGCUGCAUUCCAUAGUUUAGAUGAAUACAUGAAGUAUGUGAACGAAUACUACGAUCAGCUAGAAAUGGAAAAACCCAUCACGAAGCGAAGAGUGUUUAUUGCAUCAGAUGAUCCAAAAGUCAUUGAGGAGGCGAAACAAAAAUACAAAAAUUAUGAGGUGAUUGGGGAUCCGAGUGUAGCCAAAGUUGCUGCCGUAUCAACCCGAUAUACCGACUCUAGUCUCAAUGGCAUAAUACUAGACAUUCAUUUGUUGUCUCUCAGCGACUACUUAGUGUGUACAUUUAGCUCACAAGUCUGCAGAGUGGCCUAUGAAAUAAUGCAAACAAUGUAUCCUGAUGCUUCCGACAAAUUUAAAUCGCUAGAUGAUAUUUACUACUAUGGUGGUCAAAACUCGCACAAUCGUGAGGCGGUUAUUCCUCACAAAGCCAAGAAACCCGAUCAAAUUAAUUUGAAGGUGGGAGAUCUAAUCGGUAUUGCAGGUAACCAUUGGAAUGGUUUUUCAAAGGGAAAAAAUGAGAGGACACAUCAAUUGGGACUCUUUCCGUCAUUUAAAGUGAUUGACAAAGUUGAAGAAGCUGAUUUUCCAACGUACAAACAUGUUCAGUAAUAAUUUGUGAUUUAGUUUAAGAAUUUUACCAGUAUCUGCACUACAUUUUAUUUCGAGAAAUCACUGCAUUUAUUUAAAGCAUUAAAUAAUAAGGGAAAAUAAAUCAAUAGUAGAUAAUGGUGGCGAAGCAAU
Molecule: messenger RNA, 2051 nt
Organism: Culicoides brevitarsis
Lineage: Eukaryota; Metazoa; Arthropoda; Insecta; Diptera; Ceratopogonidae
Gene: FucT6
Product: alpha-(1,6)-fucosyltransferase
Exons: 4
Coding region: 210-1919 (569 amino acids)
Biological process (GO): protein N-linked glycosylation
Cellular component (GO): Golgi cisterna membrane
Molecular function (GO): protein binding; glycoprotein 6-alpha-L-fucosyltransferase activity
Source: RefSeq, a predicted model, not a curated record